UUUCAAAGAAACACAAAUCUGUUCUGAGAAAGGUCUAUAGGCAAUAAGUAAGCCCAAAAAGGCAUGUUUGCUUGGCGAUGCCCAGCAGAUAAGCCUGGCAAACCUCGGUGUGAUUGAAGAAGCCAAUUUGAGACUCAGCCUAGUCCAGGCAAGCUACUGGCACCUGCUGCUCUCAACUAACCUCCACACAAUGGUGUUCGCAUUUUGGAAGGUCUUUCUGAUCCUAAGCUGCCUUGCAGGUCAGGUUAGUGUGGUGCAAGUGACCAUCCCAGACGGUUUCGUGAACGUGACUGUUGGAUCUAAUGUCACUCUCAUCUGCAUCUACACCACCACUGUGGCCUCCCGAGAACAGCUUUCCAUCCAGUGGUCUUUCUUCCAUAAGAAGGAGAUGGAGCCAAUUUCUCACAGCUCGUGCCUCAGUACUGAGGGUAUGGAGGAAAAGGCAGUCAGUCAGUGUCUAAAAAUGAUGCAUGCAAGAGACGCUCGGGGAAGAUGUAGCUGGACCUCUCAGAUUUACUUUUCUCAAGGUGGACAAGCUGUAGCCAUCGGGCAAUUUAAAGAUCGAAUUACAGGGUCCAACGAUCCAGGUAAUGCAUCUAUCACUAUCUCGCAUAUGCAGCCAGCAGACAGUGGAAUUUACAUCUGCGAUGUUAACAACCCCCCAGACUUUCUCGGCCAAAAUCAAGGCGUCCUCAACGUCAGUGUGUUAGUGAAACCUUCUAAGCCCCUUUGUAGCAUUCAAGGAAGACCAGAAACUGGCCACACUAUUUCCCUUUCCUGUCUCUCUGCGCUUGGAACACCUUCCCCUGUGUACUACUGGCAUAAACUUGAGGGAAGAGACAUCGUGCCAGUGAAAGAAAACUUCAACCCAAUCACCGGGAUUUUGGUCAUUGGAAAUCUGACAAAUUUUGAACAAGGUUAUUACCAGUGUACUGCCAUCAACAGACUUGGCAAUAGUUCCUGCGAAAUCGAUCUCACUUCUUCACAUCCAGAAGUUGGAAUCAUUGUUGGGGCCUUGAUUGGUAGCUUGGUAGGUGCCACCAUCAUCAUCUCUGUUGUGUGCUUUGCAAGGAAUAAGGCAAAAGCAAAGGCAAAAGAAAGAAAUUCUAAGACCAUCGCGGAACUUGAGCCAAUGACAAAGAUAAACCCAAGGGGAGAAAGCGAAGCAAUGCCAACAGAAGACGCUACCCAACUAGAAGUAACUCUACCAUCUUCCAUUCAUGAGACUGGCCCUGAUACCAUCCAAGAACCAGACUAUGAGCCAAAGCCUACUCAGGAGCCUGCCCCAGAGCCUGCCUCAGGAUCAGAGCCUAUGGCAGUGCCUGACCUUGACAUCGAGCUGGAGCUGGAGCCAGAAACGCAGUCGGAAUUGGAGCCAGAGCCAGAGCCAGAGCCAGAGUCAGAGCCUGGGGUUGUAGUUGAGCCCUUAAGUGAAGAUGAAAAGGGAGUGGUUAAGGCAUAGGCUGGUGGCCUAAGUACAGCAUUAAUCAUUAAGGAACCCAUUACUGCCAUUUGGAAUUCAAAUAACCUAACCAACCUCCACCUCCUCCUUCCAUUUUGACCAACCUUCUUCUAACAAGGUGCUCAUUCCUACUAUGAAUCCAGAAUAAACACGCCAAGAUAACAACUAAAUCAGCAAGGGUUCCUGUAUUACCAAUAUAGAAUACUAACAAUUUUACUAACAUGUAAGCAUAACAAAUGACAAGGCAAGUGAUUUCUAACUUAGUUGAGUUUUGCAACAGUACCUGUGUUGUUAUUUCAGAAAAUAUUAUUUCUCUCUUUUUAACUACUCUUUUUUUUUUUUUUUUUUAGACAGAGUCUUGCUCCGUCACGCAGGCUGUGAUCGUAGUGGCGCGAUCUAGGCUCACUGCAACCUCCGCCCCCUGGGUUCAAGUGAUUCUCCUGCCUGAGCCUUCUGAGUAGCUGGGUCUACAGGCACGUGCCACCAUGCCUGGCUAAUUUUUUUGUAUUUUUAGUAGAGACGGGGUUUCACCUUGUUAGCCAGGAUGGUCUCCAUCUCUUGACCUCAUGAUCUGCCCACCUUGGCUUCCCAAAGUUCUGGGAUUACAGGCAUGAGCCACUGCGCCCGGCCUCUUUUUAGCUACUCUUAUGUUCCACAUGCACAUAUGACAAGGUGGCAUUAAUUAGAUUCAAUAUUAUUUCUAGGAAUAGUUCCUCAUUCAUUUUUAUGUUGACCACUAAGAAAAUAAUUCAUCAGCAUUAUCUCAUAGAUUGGAAAAUUUUCUCCAAAUACAAUAGAGGAGAAUAUGUAAAGGGUAUACAUUAAUUGGUACAUAGCAUUUAAAAUCAGGUCUUAUAAUUAAUGCUUCAUUCCUCAUAUUAGAUUUCCCAAGAAAUCACCCUGGUAUCCAAUAUCUGAGCAUGGCAAAUUUAAAAAAUAACACAAUUUCAUGCCUGUAACCCUAGCACUUUGGGAGGCCGAGGCAGGUGGAUCACCUGAGGUCAGGAGUUCGAGACCAGCCUGGCCAACAUGGCGAAACCCCUUCUCUACUAAAAAUACAAAAAUUAGCUGGGCGUGGUAGCGCGUGCCUGUAAUCCCAGCUACUUGGGAGGCUGAGGCAGGAGAAUCGCUUGAACCCAGGAGAUGGAGGUUGCAGUAAGCCGAGAUUGUGCCACUGCACUCCAACCUGGGUGACAGAGUGAGAUUCCAUCUCAAAAACAAAAACAAAAACAGAAAACAAACAAACAAAAAACAAAAAAUCCCCACAACUUUGUCAAAUAAUGUACAGGCAAAUAUUUUCAAAUAUAAUUUCCUUCAGUGAAUACAAAAUGUUGAUAUCAUAGGUGAUGUACAAUUUAGUUUUGAAUGAGAUAUUAUGUUAUCACUGUGUCUGAUGUUAUCUACUUUGAAAGGCAGACCAGAAAAGUGUUCUAAAUGAACUCUUAAGAUCUAUUUUAGAUAAUUUCAACUAAUUAUUUAAAUAACUUGUUUUACUGCCGGUACAUUCCACAUUAAUAAAGCGAAACCAAUCUUAUAUGAAUGCUAAAUAUUACUAAAAUGCACUGAUAUCACUUCUUCUUCCUCUGUUGAAAAGCUUUCUCAUGAUCAUAUUUCACCCACAUCUCACCUUGAAGGAACUUACAGGUAGACUUACCUUUUCACUUGUGGAAUUAAUCAUAUUUAAAUCUUACUUUAAGGCUCAAUAAAUAAUACUCAUAAUGUCUCAUUUUAAUGACUCCUAAAGCUAGUCCUUUUAUAAACAACUUUCUUGACAUAGCAUUUAUGUAUAAUAAACCAGACAUUUAAAGUGUACAA
This is a messenger RNA of Pongo pygmaeus (Bornean orangutan), 3277 nucleotides long. RefSeq names its product V-set and immunoglobulin domain containing 1 (gene VSIG1). Lineage: Eukaryota; Metazoa; Chordata; Mammalia; Primates; Hominidae. The transcript has 8 exons. Gene Ontology annotation, cellular component: plasma membrane; basolateral plasma membrane. The coding region runs from base 191 to 1462 and encodes 423 amino acids. The record is from RefSeq and is a predicted model, not a curated record. Gene Ontology annotation, biological process: maintenance of gastrointestinal epithelium; epithelial cell morphogenesis.